Molecule: messenger RNA, 1141 nt
Organism: Jaculus jaculus (lesser Egyptian jerboa)
Lineage: Eukaryota; Metazoa; Chordata; Mammalia; Rodentia; Dipodidae
Gene: Metap1d
Product: methionyl aminopeptidase type 1D, mitochondrial
Exons: 10
Coding region: 25-1032 (335 amino acids)
Biological process (GO): proteolysis
Molecular function (GO): metalloaminopeptidase activity
Source: RefSeq, a predicted model, not a curated record
CGAGCGCGCGGCCACGUGACCAACAUGGCGGCGCCCUGCGGCGCCCACCUGCUCGUCAGGCGAGGUUAUCAUGGGAUUUUCUCAUCUCCUCUCAAUCAUAUCUACUUACACAAGCAGUCCAGCAGUCAACAAAGAAGAAAUUUCUUUUUCCGGAGACAAAGAGACAUUUCCCACAGUGUAGUCUCGCCGGCUGCGGUUUCUCCCGCACAUCCAGUCCCUAAGCACAUAAAGAAGCCAGACUAUGUGACGACAGGCAUUGUACCCAAGUGGGGAGACAGCAUCGAAGUGAAGAAUGAAGAUCAGAUUCAAGGGCUUCGUCAAGCUUGUCAGCUGGCCCGUCAUGUCCUCCUCCUGGCUGGGAAGAGCUUGAAGGUUGACAUGACAACUGAAGAGAUAGAUACUCUUGUUCAUCAGGAAAUCAUCAGUCAUAAUGCCUAUCCUUCACCUCUAGGCUAUGGAGGCUUUCCAAAAUCCGUUUGUACCUCUGUAAACAACGUACUCUGUCAUGGUAUUCCUGACAGUCGACCUCUUCAGGAUGGAGAUAUAAUCAACAUUGAUGUCACGGUCUAUUACAAUGGCUACCAUGGAGACACCUCUGAAACGUUUUUGGUAGGCAAUGUGGAUGCAUGUGGUAAAAAGUUAGUGGAGGUGGCCAGAAGGUGUAGAGAUGAAGCAAUUGCAGCUUGCAGAGCUGGAGCCCCUUUCUCUGUAAUUGGCAACACAGUCAGCUGCAUAACUCAUCAGAAUGGCUUACAAGUCUGUCCAUAUUUCGUGGGACAUGGAAUAGGAACUUACUUUCAUGGACUCCCAGAAAUAUGGCAUCAUGCAAAUGACAACAGUCUGCCCAUGGAAGAGGGCAUGGUGUUCACCAUAGAGCCAAUCAUCACCGAGGGGUCCCCUGAAUGUAAAGUCCUGGAAGACGCAUGGACUGUGGUCUCACUAGACAACCAAAGGUCCGCCCAGUUCGAGCAUACGAUUCUCAUCACGUCUGGGGGAGUGGAGAUCCUGACCAAGCUGCCUCAGGAGACCUGAGGAAGGGUCGGAGGUCCCGAAUCUUUUUCCUCAAAUGCUGAAAGAACUUUGAGAAGUUAGAACAGCAGAUCACCUUGGGCCCUAUCUAGGACCUUACACUGUGUGUGUG